Messenger RNA from Symbiodinium natans, 726 nucleotides. The record is from the annotation of a GenBank genome assembly. Lineage: Eukaryota; Dinophyceae; Suessiales; Symbiodiniaceae.
AUGGCGACUUACAGAGCGUUGCAAAGAAGGGGUCUGGCCUACGACCUCGUUGGCAUGUUGAGUUCCAAGGCGCACGAGAAAUGGCUUCAGAAGGACUUUGAUACCUUGCAGACCCCAGCGCCCCCAGGCUUCAACCGUCCGACGCUGCAGCAGGUCCUGCGAGCAGAUCGGGCCUUGUGGAGGGAGCUUGGCAGCAAACAGCCGACCCUGAAAAGGGCAGCGGCGAAGGUGCCGCUCGCGGACGCCCGGUGCUUAGAUCAAGUCUUCCUGGAAGCCACAAACACGGUUGCAGUCAAUUUUCACUUCAUGCCGACACCUCGUGCGGAAGGGUUCACAGAUAAAGGAGGCAAAGGCGCGGGCAAGGGCCCCCAACCGUUGGGGCGAUGGAAAAGGUAUGGGCAAUGGAAAUAUCAGAGGACAGACAAAAGGGACAAGGGCCAGAGAGGCGAAUCAGGGGUCAAGGGAGCCCGCCUCCCCACGGAAGGCAAAUUUGACAGUGGCAAGGGCGGCUUUCCGAAUAAGUACCUUGUGUUGCAAGGAGGCAAGGGGGAGACCCCCAUGCCGGCCGCCUUGCGAGGUGGCGUGCCGAACGACGAGCACGGAGAUCCUCUUUGUUUUGGCCUCAACCUAGGACAGUGCAAGGAUGCCCCAUUGGGGGGGCAGAUGCGCACGUGGCAGACAUGUAUGCUGUCACCCAGGUUGCUUUCGGAAGCAUCCCUUUUCUGA